AUGUUCCGGAGACGGGAUAAUCGCAGAUCCGAGCCCGAUCUCGAUCCUCACCUAUGGGAGUUAUCCCACUCCCCGAGCUGGACGACGUCGGCGUCGGCGAAACACCCAAAAACAGUCAUCCCUGACCCGUCGAUAUUCCGCGACUCGAUCACUCCGUCGCUGGAAAAUGCAGAACAGGGAUCGGUUCGAGGCUACCCCACCCCGGGUCACCUCGCCGCGAACCUGGUCCUUAUCGAGUGUUUCUUGAAGUUCAAGGACGCCGUCACCACCACCCACAAACUCGACAUACUCGAUGUGCCGACCUAUUCGAACGCACAAGCACCAGAGAAGUCGAAAACUGAACCCGAAGGCGCACAGGCGAGCCAGCGAUGGGACACCGUCGUCCGCCUGGCCAUUUCCCGCUUUCAAAUCUGGUUCGAGAACAUCGAAUCCCUUCUCCGACACGCGGCCGCCUACCACAGAUAUGGCGCCAACAGCAGCGCCCACCACGCCGCCAUCACCGCCGAUUACCUGCCUCCUCUGGAUGUACUGAUGGUGUGGUACGCCUAUAUGAACCAUCCGGCUUCGUACCGCGACGACAACCUGGCUCACGGUUCCCCGAAACUCUUGGAAAUACCUAUGCCGUGGGAGGCGAUCCUUGCCGUGAUCGACGUCGAUACCUGCACCUACAGGCCGCCGGCCGCUGCGCAAAAGCUCUUCACCACCACCACGACUCAGAGUCCAGAUAUCUUAGUCUAUCUGAGGGACCCUCCCCCUUACAGCAAUCUGGACCCACAUAUGGUCUUUUCCAUCGACUUGGCCUCUGCUGUGCACGACCUUUUGGAUGGCGCCAACUUCAUACCGCAGAUGCAUGCUCUUCUCUGGCUGCGCUCACCUUCCCUGGAAGGGACCCUCGCUCGAGCACUCGCCCGGUAUGCAGCUCUGCCUGAAGCCACAGGGUUGCGCGCCUCGAUAUGGUUCGCCCGUGUCAAGGCCGACCCUGCCCUGGAACUGGUAUGGCGGACCCAUAUGCUCUACCCCAUGGCUUUUGCCUCGUCUAGUAAUGCGACGUUUGGCGGCGACGCCCUUGUGGCGAUGGAGGGUGAAGAGUCACGCCAAGAGCAACUGGACCUCAUCAGUGAUAGCACGGAAAAGCUCGAUCUCACGCAGACGUGGAUUGACGACAGCGCUGAUUCGGAAUCGUGUUAUUGUUGGACGUGUGAAAGAAUCCGAGAUGAGGUCCCGAAUUAUGUUUACCGACCCCCUUCCGCGUCGACCGAUACGAGUCCGAACCUUGGGACGCCGUCGUCUUUCAGAAACCCUGUGUUCCCGAGAGAAUCUGCCAAUGUCAACCCGCUUCUCUGCUUAACGACAGAUCAAAUAUCGGAGAUCAAGGCUGACGUUGCCUUUCAUCGGCACGUGGAAGCAUUCCGCCAAGGCAACCCACCGGGCACGCCACUUCCCACUCGACCACUCACGGCUCGUGCGAUGGCAAGACUCAAACAGGAACAGGAUUCCAAGGCACGUGCAGGCCAGUACUACGGAACAGGGUAUAAGGUCGAAGUGAUCCGACCGGCAGUGUACGAUCCAUCGACAGGUAAACUGUUGAAGAAGGAAAAGACCAAAGUAACGAGGGGGAAGAACGCGAGUAUUAUAGGGGAAUGGGGCGGAAGAAUUCUGGGUAUUUAG
Messenger RNA from Cladophialophora carrionii CBS 160.54, 1668 nucleotides. RefSeq lists its product as uncharacterized. The record is from RefSeq and is a predicted model, not a curated record. NCBI's taxonomy places the organism in Eukaryota, Fungi, Ascomycota, Eurotiomycetes, Chaetothyriales, Herpotrichiellaceae. Bases 1 to 1668 code for a protein of 555 amino acids. The transcript has a single exon.